AUGUAUAACCUCGGCGCUUCGCGUUCAGUAAGCGGAACGUUUUACGAACGUUCGGAACAGUUCGCGCGUUUCCGUGUUCGAUGGACCCAUGAAGGGAUAUUGUUGAUGCUGUCUCUUUAUGAAGAACAUAAACAGAAAUUUGAUUCCGCAUCUUUCAAAAACAAAAACGUGUGGAGAUUGAUAGCAGAAGAGAUGGCACACAAAGGAGUUACUGUCACAGGUGAAGCCUGUGACAGUAAAUUCCGGUUGAUGAAGUUAAAGUACAAGAAGAUAGUGGACCAGCAUGCCCCUAGUGGGAGCGGGCGAAAAAACUGGGAAUACUUCCAAUGGAUGGAUGAGCUAUUUGCUGGAGAUCCAUCUGUAAGACCAGCGAUGGUUGUGUCGUCAAUGCCAGUUCAGCAAGAUGUUACUGUAACUGUAACUGCAAAGCCGCCACCUGGGCCACGUAGACCCACGGUUCAUAAAGCUACAACUCCCCCACCAAUUGACCAGCCAGCAGGAAGGGCAACCACCCCUUCUACAGAGGGGACUGAUGAGCUUGUUGCUACCCCUCUCAUCAGAAAAAGAAAAAGAAGUGGGAGCCAAGACCCUCAAGAAUGGUUCCGGAGCUACAUGCUAGAACUUUGCAAAGACUUGACCGCUUGGAUGCCCAUAACGAGCGUUUGACUGCUUUGGCAGAACAAAAAUAUCGUCUACUGGAGCGACUUGUUGAGGCUCUGACCUCCAAUAAAAGUUGAACUGUCUAGAGAUUUGCAUUACUCCUGCAAACAGCGAGUGUAAAUAUGUUGAGUUGUGUUUCGUCAUUGUCUCAUUGUAAAGUAUCCAGUUAUUUUAUGCCAAGAUGAACUUGCAUUAUGGAGAAUUCAGAGCUGAUCUUUUAUCUAUGUAUAUAAUAAAUUAUUAUAAUUGUCAUUGUGUUAUUAUUAAA
Molecule: messenger RNA, 928 nt
Organism: Dreissena polymorpha
Lineage: Eukaryota; Metazoa; Mollusca; Bivalvia; Myida; Dreissenidae
Exons: 4
Coding region: 1-666 (221 amino acids)
Source: RefSeq, a predicted model, not a curated record